This is a messenger RNA of Trichoderma atroviride IMI 206040, 3507 nucleotides long. RefSeq lists its product as uncharacterized. Gene Ontology annotation, cellular component: nucleus. Gene Ontology annotation, molecular function: ATP binding; DNA binding; ATP hydrolysis activity. The record is from RefSeq and is a predicted model, not a curated record. NCBI's taxonomy places the organism in Eukaryota, Fungi, Ascomycota, Sordariomycetes, Hypocreales, Hypocreaceae.
AUGGUGCAGGGCGAAAAUGGUGACCCGUCGUCCAAGAAGCUUCAUCCGUUCUUCACCAAGAGCGAUCCCGACCAACUCGCGGCCCAGCCUGCGGCGUCUCCGCUAGAAUCGACUGAAUAUACACCCGAAGAGUCCCUUCCGACCUCUGCUGAAGGCCCCAAGCGAAAGCGGCAGAGGACAGAUGCUUCCACAGCUCAAGAUGACCCCGAAGCCAAGAAGUCUCGACGAGGAAGGAAGCCCGCAAAACAAACACUCAACGGGGCCAUCUUGAGCCAUCUCAACAGGCCAGACAAGGAUGGAGCACAUGGGGACGAUAUUCCCGUCACACAGCUGGCCCAGAGCCUUGCUUUAUCGACAGUCAACGAAAUGCAGGUACCGAAACAGCAGCCGGAGACGACUGGCCAGACUGCGAACAACUUCACAUGCUCGAAUUCCUCUCUUGACCCUCUGCAACAACAAACACCCGUCCCUGCGCAACAGAAAAGGGUGCUCAAGUUCAAUCCAAAAACCGGAACUUUGGGUUCACCGCCGAAGCCCAAAGCCAUAAACAAGCCGAGUCGAGUAGUUACAAUCAAAUAUGGACGGGAUGAUGAGCAUCGAAAGGCCCUAGGCGAAAGGAUUGUUGCAGUUCUCGAAGGAAGGCUACAUUUAUCACCUGUGCCGAGCAAAAAACAAGGCACAAAGCCAAAGUCGCAACAGAAAGACGGAGCAGCCGACAAGUCAAAAAACACACAUCCGUUCUUUACAGGCAAAACGAAGCCGCAGCCUGGUACUAUUACUGCUCCAAACGAUUCAGCCAAUAAAUCCUCAAGUCAUGGCCGCGUCUUCAUGUCUACUCCAGUCUCGCCAAAGAAACUCAAGAUGCCAUUUUCUACACCCAAGGCUAUUCAGUUUGGGAUAAAAUCAGGAGGCACAAAAAUUCCUGGUGCCAUGUACCCAUUGUGGCCGGCGCACGGGAUGACACAUGUGCGUGAUUGCGAGUUCCCAUACGCAAGGGCAACUAUUCGAGAAUCUGGUACAAGGCACAGGAGGUCAAAAAGGACGGCCGUCUCUAUUGGACCGCGCGAGUCUGUGAUGCGACACCUUCUACAUGGCUUGGACAUGGCAGGAAUACAGAAAAGUCUCCCUAAAGACGACAACAGCUUUUUACCAGCGCCCGCCGAACUACGACUGCCCCAGAGGCAUUUUGAGAGUGGUCGAAAACUCCAGAGACGAAUUCGGUCUCAGCUCCAAAGCAAUUUGGCCAACCAUCACCUUGAUGAAGCUGAUCUUGAUGUCGAUGAGCUUGCCGGUCGAAAGUCUCCUAAAAUCCAUCCUGCCAUUAGCCGUCUCUACAACUCACUCUACACGCAACUCUCGGCUUUCGAUAAAUCACAGUGCGAAAGUAGCAGCUGGAUCCAAAAGUACGCACCCAUAACGGUCGCGCAGGUAUUACAGCCAGGAAGAGAAGCGCUCCUUCUUAGCGACUGGCUUCAGGCUCUCAGAGUAGAGUCUGUGGAAUCUGGGACUUCUGAGGGAGACAAGGGGAAAAGUAAGCCGAAGAAGAAGAGGAAGAAGAACAAACUCGACGGCUUCGUCAUCGAAAGCGAAUCGGAGGAGGCUGAGAUGGACGAGAUUUCCGAUAACGAAGGAGACUGGGCCGUCUUAUCCGGCUCGACACUGGUUAAGAAGUCUGUGAUGCGCUCAAUCAAUUCGACAAGCAGAGGCAGUAACCGUCUCAAAAAUGCCAUCAUUCUGAGUGGUCCCCACGGUAGCGGCAAGACGGCUGCGGUCUAUGCGGCUGCAAAGGAGCUAGACUUUGAGAUUUUUGAAAUCAAUUCGGGGAAUCGAAGGAGUGGAAAGGACAUUUUGGAAAAAGUUGGCGAUAUGACACGGAAUCACUUGGUGCAACACAACCGAGCUGAAGCCACCGCGAUUGAUCUAGAAGAGGUGGCCAACGAUAUCAGCUCAGGGAAGCAAGGCAUGAUGACGUCGUUUUUCAAACCAAAGGCGAAUACGCAGCCUGCGAAGCCCGGCACAAAGCAGCCCAAGCAGGAGGCUGAAAAAGAGACGAAAGCUCCGUCUAAAAGCCAGAAGCAGUCUCUUAUUCUCCUCGAAGAGGUUGACAUUCUGUUUGAAGAAGACAAGCAGUUUUGGACCACCCUGACAAGUCUCAUUGCACAGUCCAAACGACCGUUUAUCAUGACAUGCAACAACGAAAGCUUAGUUCCUAUAGACACUUUGGAUCUACAUGGAAUCUUCCGCUUCUCACCAGCUCCUCUAGGUCCAGCUGUGGACCUGUGCCUCCUCAUCGCUGCCAACGAAGGUCAUGCUCUCCAGAGAUCGGCUGUGGAAGCAUUGUAUAGUUCUCGCAAUAACGAUCUGAGGGCAACAAUAACGGAGCUAAACUAUUGGUGUCAAAUCGGAGUUGGCGACCGUAAGGGAGGGUUUGACUGGUUCUAUCUACGCUGGCCCAAAGGCUCCGAUCUUGACGAGAAUGGCGACGUGGUUCGAGUCAUCAGCCAAGACACCUACCAAAAGGGCAUGGGCUGGGUCAACCGCGACCCCAUUGUCGCUAGUAGUGGACUUGCUGCUGAGGAAGAGGCCAUAGACCAAGCCUGGGACUUUUGGGGCUUCGACAUGGGAGACUGGUGCAACAGUACCAACAUGAAUUCUUGGAGCACAGCUACUACGACGCCGGAGAGAAAUCUGACAGCGCUAGAAAUGCUAGAAGCGUAUGACGAUUUCUGCAGCGCUAUGAGCUGUGCGGAUCUCUGUUCUGCAGGCGCCUACGGCAUCAAAUUACAGGAGACGCUGGAUCCAACGCUGCCCGACCUUCCAAGCCACGUCAAGGACGAUUAUACUAUAGGACAUGCUCUACUGGAAGCCCACCCGGUGGUGCAUUAUGCUGCGCCAAACAAGGCCAUGUCAACAUCCAUCAUGUCCCUGGCUCGCGCAGCUUUGCGUGAAUCGACCACAGAGAAGUCGGAUAAGGCCUCACUACAGGCCCCAGUCCUAAAACCAGUUGACGAGGAACAGGCAAUCUGCAUCAUCGAUUCGUCUUUCCGAUACUCCCCUCCACAAAUAACCAGGAUGGACAUUGCCAUUGCAUUCGAUCCCAUCGCUAUCGCUCCCAAGGUCGUCCCGACAACAUACCUCGAUCCCUCCGUCUUCGAUCGGACAAUGCAACUAAUCGUCCUCGACGUCGCCCCCUGGAUCCGCGGCAUCGUGGCAUACGAACAUCAACUCAUGCAGAGACGUUUAAAGCUGAGCAACCUCCUCAGCGAGGGCGGCAAGCGCAAGCGAAUGCGCACGACGAGGAGCGCAUACUCGGCACUGGAAGGCGGGGAGCGGCGGACGACUCGCAGAGAGAGGCACUUUGGCGAUUGUCUGUCCACACUGCACGUUAUGCGCACUGGUGGUGAGAGGUGGAUGGAUCUGGUAGUGGAAGAGGUCGCAAGGUCUGAGGCGGGAGACAGCACUGCGGCGAGUAGUCCUGCAUCUGAUGAUUUGGGGCUACAACAAUGA